AUAUUCAUUUCCCUCGAAAACCCUAUUGCACGUUUCCAUCACCUCAUCUCACCUCACCUCCCAAUCUCUCCCCACCUCUCUCCAUUUCAUUUCACUCCUACUUCUUCUUCAUAUUUACAUUUCUAUCCCUCUCUUCUCCCAAAAAAAAGCACCCCCAAAUUUCUAGGGCUUCUCCAAAUUCCACAAAUUCUUUCACUUUCUUCUGAACCGAAAAAAAAUGGAAUCGGAGGACGAUUUCGACAUGCACGACGCCCACGACUCCCAUCAAAACGAAACCACCACCACCAACACCACCAACAACAACAACGAUAAUGAAGACGGUGUCGUUUCGGUCGAGGACGACGACUUUUAUAGCGGCGACGAAGACGAUGAUGAAGAUGGUGAGGCCACCAACGCUUUUGCUUUCGACAGCGACGACGAUGCUGACGUGGCAGACUACGAGUUCAUCGACAACGAUUCUGACGAUUCCGACGACGUUGUUUCACACCGCUACCAGCAAAGCUUUACCAUUCUAAGUGAAGCGGAUAUUCAUCAACGUCAAGAGGAUGAUAUCAUGAGGAUAUCGACUGUGCUUUCUAUUUCAAAGGUUGCAGCUAGCAUACUGCUCCGCUAUUAUAAUUGGAGUGUCAGUAAAGUGCAUGAUGAGUGGUUUGCAGAUGAAGAAAAAGUUAGAAGGUCUGUUGGCUUGUUGGAGAAGGCAGUUGUUGAAUAUCCAAAUGCUAGAGAACUGACUUGUGGGAUAUGCUUUGAAACCUAUCCUUGUGACAGGAUUCACACAGCUGCUUGCGGUCAUCCUUUUUGUAGUUCAUGCUGGGCAGGUUAUAUUAGCACAGCCAUUAAUGAUGGUCCUGGAUGUUUGAUGUUGCGAUGUCCAGAUCCAUCUUGUGGUGCUGCUGUUGGUCAAGAUAUGAUCAAUGUAUUGGCUUCUGAUGAAGACAAGGAGAAGUAUUCUCGUUACUUCAUCAGAUCUUAUAUUGAAGACAAUAGGAAGACCAAAUGGUGUCCGGCUCCGGGCUGUGAUUAUGCUGUAGAUUUUAUUGUUGGUAGUGGAAGCUAUGACGUUACUUGCCGCUGCUCAUAUAGCUUUUGCUGGAAUUGUACUGAAGAAGCUCAUCGCCCAGUUGAUUGUGGUACUGUGGCAAAGUGGAUAUUGAAAAAUAGUGCUGAAUCUGAAAAUAUGAAUUGGAUAUUGGCUAAUUCCAAGCCUUGUCCAAAGUGCAAGCGGCCAAUUGAGAAAAACCAAGGCUGUAUGCAUAUCACAUGUACGCCACCUUGUAAAUUCGAGUUUUGCUGGCUUUGCCUUGGUGCAUGGUCCGACCAUGGUGAGAGGACUGGUGGUUUUUAUGCAUGUAAUCGCUAUGAAACAGCAAAGCAAGAAGGAGUGUAUGAUGAGGCUGAGAAGCGAAGGGAGAUGGCCAAGAACUCCCUAGAGAGGUACACUCAUUAUUAUGAAAGAUGGGCAACCAACCAAUCGUCUAGGCAAAAAGCGCUCGCAGACCUGCAGCAAAUGCAAACUGUGCAUCUUGAGAAACUAAGUGACAUACAGUGCCAACCUGAGUCACAGUUAAAGUUCAUAACAGAGGCCUGGCUACAGAUAGUUGAAUGUCGGCGAGUUCUGAAAUGGACAUAUGCCUAUGGAUAUUACUUAUCUGAGCAUGAACAUGCUAAGAGACAGUUCUUUGAGUACUUGCAAGGUGAAGCCGAGUCUGGGUUGGAGCGACUUCAUCAAUGUGCAGAGAAGGAGCUACAAGUUUACCUCAAUGCAGAGGGCCCAUCGAAGGAUUUCAAUGAGUUCCGCACAAAACUUGCUGGAUUGACCAGUGUGACUCGAAACUACUUUGAGAAUUUAGUCCGCGCUUUAGAGAAUGGACUAUCAGAUGUGGACUCUCAUGGUGCCUGCAGCAGGACAACUAGCUCAAAAAGCUUGGGAGGUGGGAGUAGUAAGGGGAGAGGUGGUAGGGGCAAGGGUACAACAUCCAAAUCAAGUAGCUCCAGUAGAAAUAUUGACGACUCAAGCCAUUGGUCCUGUGAACAUUGCACAUUUGCAAAUUUCAAGUCGGCCACCAUCUGCCAGAUGUGCCACCAACGCCGGUGAACCUUAUGUCCUUUGCAAAUUGAAGCACCUGGAUGCGGAGAUUUUGGUUCUGUUUCUUGGGCCGGCUGGCUGUGAUGGUGAACUGACCAGGUAGAAUGUGAUGGAGAGAGUUUUCCAUCAAUCCCUCAUCUCCAAAAUUAUGAACACGAGGAGAGCAUAAUGGAAAUAGGGGCGGGAUGGGAGUAGAAGUAAUUGUACUCUGUAUGUCUUGUGUUAUUGGAUUGAGCUGUAUAUAGUUCAUGAUGUUUAUUUGUUGUUUUUGCCUAACUUAUAUUGGGGCCGCAUCAGGAUCCCUGAAAAUGCAUUUAUCUGUAAUUUUAGUUGUAGCAGGCUGGAAGCCUCUCCACUUCUGUUGUAAGAAUGAACUAGUUGGGGACAAUAAGCUGCAUUGGCCCCAGUAUGAAUAGAAUAAAAAUAUAAUGUACUAUUUCUCUACA
Messenger RNA from Quercus robur (English oak), 2532 nucleotides. Its product is annotated as probable E3 ubiquitin-protein ligase ARI8. The record is from RefSeq and is a predicted model, not a curated record. The transcript is spliced from 15 exons. NCBI's taxonomy places the organism in Eukaryota, Viridiplantae, Streptophyta, Magnoliopsida, Fagales, Fagaceae. Gene Ontology annotation, molecular function: ubiquitin conjugating enzyme binding; ubiquitin protein ligase activity; zinc ion binding. Gene Ontology annotation, cellular component: ubiquitin ligase complex; cytoplasm. The coding region runs from base 218 to 2095 and encodes 625 amino acids. Gene Ontology annotation, biological process: protein polyubiquitination; positive regulation of proteasomal ubiquitin-dependent protein catabolic process; ubiquitin-dependent protein catabolic process.